AUGCUGGAGGGAAUCUACGAUGCCAUCGCUUCCAAUCCUGACAACAAAUUCGUGAAACUCUUGCAGCAGCAAGGUGGGCUACCUGGAGUCGUCCUGCUGAGGAGGCAGAUCCCGCUUGACGCUCAGAAGUACAUCAGAGACGAAGGGAACAGGUGCAAUGGCAUGGGCGGCAGGAAGAGCCCGAUCGAGAUCCUCGAGGAAGUUCCAGAAAUGGAGGCCUCCUAUGAUGAUUUCAAAAAAGAUAACCCCAUGGAGGCAGAAGACAAAGAUGAGGAGCCGCUAGCGGGCCCGCCGGAGCGAGACGAGCCGCCCAGCAAAAAACCGAAGCGAGAUCAGAAAGGGUACGAGUCAGCGUAUUACAACCACAUCCAGAAGUUCUUCCCCAACAGGUUCACCUUCCAGCAGGACUUCUUCAAAUUCAAAGCUUGCCGAUCCCAUUUGGAGACUGCUGGAUUGUAUGACUGGUUGGUUGGAUAUUUCAACGAUAACGUGGAUAUUACUUCCCCUCACUGCACAGUCUACAACCUUGCUAAUGUUUGGCACCUGCUUCUCAAGGAGUUCGUGAUCGUCAGGGGCAAGUCCGCGACGUUCGACGAGCGGCACACUGAGAUGUUGAAGGGGAUGCUCAAGCUAACACUUCCAACCGAUGACGUGUCGCCCGUGCUGUUGCCAAACGACAAGGCGCAAUUGGCCAAACUUUCCCUCCUCAGGACACUCGUCGAUAUCAAAUCACUGGGCAAACUGCACACCGAGGUGGUAACUUCGAUGCCAAAGGCAAAAGCCAAGGGCAAGGCGAAGCCAAAGGCGAAGACGAAAGUCCAAGUCAAAAUCUCAUAUGUGAAGGAGGGCUCCGAGGAAGCGACGUGCAACCUCGUUGACGACAUGACUAACGUCAUCCUUGGCAGCCCGGACGGCCUGAAAUGUCUUGAUACCAUUGAAAAGGGCGAGGUCGACGACACCAUCACGAAGGUUCACAACAUGAUAGACUUGUGCUGUAAAUACGUUGUGAAAGAACCUGCCCAGGCGGUCGCCCAUCAAGACGGCGCCAAGGUUUCGAAGUUCAAGAAAUGGAAGGUGCUGCGCGUCUACGUCUUCAAGUACCUGGGCGGUCAGGCGCCUCCUCAGGAGGACUCUGAUGACGAGGAGGAUAAGCAGUUAGUAGUCAUAGCCGCCGAGAAUGGAGGCUCGGCGCCGCCGACUGGAUCGGGAACUCAGUGGGAUCUUCUGGCCAAGGAGACGUGCAAGCACAUGCAAGGUGCACAGGACCGACUGCUGCAGACAUGUUCCGACGAUAAGAAGAUGUACAAGAUCGGAGACAAGAUCAAAUUGUGGUUUGAGGAGAAUCCCCCUACGCACCGGGCGAUGGAAAUCAAGACCGCUCACGUUGCUUACAUCAAGUUGGCAAGGCUUGUAAGGAAGUCCUGUGGGUCAUCAUUUGAUGAGUUCCUGACAUCAAGCAAGGCGCCCUCAGACGAGAUCGACCAAGCAAAGUGGGUGAUGGGCUGGGUCGUCGACUUGAUCACGAACGCAAUUGGGGUUGAGAUCUGGAAUGCCGCGAUCGAUCUGUAUUACAUCCUUUCUCAUGUCCAGGGGGAAAGACAGGCGACAGUUCCGAUAAAGGAUAUCAUUGGUGACGCACACCCCAAAGUGAUCAAGUUUGCUGAGAUCUUUGGUACCAGGAACGUUCUGCAGGCUUUCGUGGGGGCCCGCUUUAUCUACACCCGCUUUGUCAUCUCUGACCUGUCUGAUUUGUUCAAGGACUGCAAGGCCCCCAACCCGACCCUCGUGAGUCUGCACGAGUUCGUAACGAAACAUGGGACGGACAUUGCUUGGGCCGAGCCGCUCCACGCCACGGCCGACAACCUUAAGUCUAACUUCUGGGGCAAAGCCAUCGAUAUCUUGCCGCAUCUCACAAGGUUCUGCGUUCGGGCGCGGAGCGAAGCAGAAUGGAGAGUGAUCGAGGGUACCGAGAAUACCAGACUUAAGGAUAUGAACGUCAAGGAGCUGCGGGAGAAGAUGAUGGAGUAUGCGACGGACGACGAGGCGAAGAAGCAGGAGAUCAGUGUUAUGACGAAGGAGCAGAUCACACCUCUCCUGCUUGAAUGGACCGUUCAGAGCUGGAAGGCGGCGUUUGAAACCCGCUGGUCGGAAUGGGACUCCUACGUUACUGCGCUGUUCAACUCUUGCGAGGCUGACGGCAUGAACAAGCUCGAGGCUGCAAAGCAUCUGGCCCUCGUGAAAAGCGACGACUCGCAGACGGGAUCGGAGGGCUCUCAAGUCAGAGAGACUGCUCAAGAAUUGGUCGGAGAGACUGGUCAGGGUGCUUUGGACCUCAGGCUUAGGAACAUCGCAGGGACUACAUAUUUUCCGAUCUUCCAAGGCUUGGCUGCUGGCGGGGGCCAUCGCAAGUUUCAGACCCUUGCUAUCUCGAACAUUCUGUUCUCAAAGAUUAUGCUUGAAUGGAUGCCGGGUGCAGGAGGGGAGAUCAGCGACGUGAAUGCCGACAAGAUCUAUGUGCUUCAUGGCAACGCCCACAAGAAGAGUGCGAAGCUCAUGAUUCUUGCUGGCGAGUGUUCGGACAUCUGCAUUCACUACGUUGGUCGAGCAAUCAGCAGGGCUUCGAACCGCAGGGCUUCGAACAUUUGCACUGGCAAACAGGGUUCAGUACCAGCUGGGGUUUUUAAGAUCAAGAGCCAGGAAUUCUUCGUGUUCACGUCGUGCCCUGAUGGUCUGGAGGCUGUCUCAUCAGCUUUGUGCAUCCCCGCGUGGUGUGUGAAGAAGGCGGCCAGUGACAGCACUCCAGCUACCAUGGAGUACGGCAGCACGAGCUUCACGGUCACGAUCAACCCGAGUGAAGUAGCCAUGCUGGGCGAGCCGUUCCGCAUCACUCUGGACAUCAAGCACCUGAAGAUGAAGCAGGGGCUCAAGCCAGAGACCAUGGUCGAGCUGGUGCGCCCCAGGGGGGAGUGGGAGCCGGCCAAGAAGACGACGAAGGACGUCAAGGUAAAGGUCGUGAGCUAGGACUACUCCUAGACGAGCGGCUCCGCAGGGUCGCAGGGUGAAGCAUCCUGCGCGUUUCGAGGUAGGAGGCCCAUCUCUUAUUAUGAGUAAGCGGCA
This is a messenger RNA of Prorocentrum cordatum, 3117 nucleotides long. The record is from the annotation of a GenBank genome assembly. NCBI's taxonomy places the organism in Eukaryota, Dinophyceae, Prorocentrales, Prorocentraceae.